Molecule: messenger RNA, 612 nt
Organism: Adineta ricciae
Lineage: Eukaryota; Metazoa; Rotifera; Eurotatoria; Adinetida; Adinetidae
Source: the annotation of a GenBank genome assembly
AUGGAUGAUUCUCAAUUAUUAAGCCGUUUACUAACAGUUAUUGAACAAGAUAUUUUACCUAAAACCCAAGCUGGCGUUGUUCAAGGAAACAAAAUUUUUGGUGCUGCUAUUCUAAAAAAGUCUGAUCUAUCAGUUGUUAUUGCCGAAACAAAUAACGAAAUUGAAAAUCCACUUUGGCACGGCGAAAUGCAUGCUAUCAAGAAACUUUACGAAACUACUGAUCGUUCCAGUCUUCCACAACCUAAAAAUUGUAUUUUUCUUGCAACACACGAACCUUGCUCUCUAUGUCUAUCGGCAAUUACAUGGAGCGGUUACGACAAUUUCUAUUAUCUAUUCAGCCACGAGAAUAGUCGUGAUAAUUUUAAUAUUCCACAUGAUAUUCGUAUUUUGAAAGAAGUUUUCGGCAAUGAACACAACGAUAACUCACUCUACAAUCGGAACAAUGCAUUUUGGCGAAGUUAUAGCAUAAAAGAUAUGGUUGAGCAACUAGAAGAAACAGAUGCCCAUCGUCAACUACUUCUUGCUCAAAUCAACAGAAUCAGCACACAAUAUGACAAUCUAUCUGCUAUCUAUCAAGCCAAUAAAGGUGCCGCUGGAAUCCCUUUAGCAUAA